Molecule: messenger RNA, 2664 nt
Organism: Fusarium redolens
Lineage: Eukaryota; Fungi; Ascomycota; Sordariomycetes; Hypocreales; Nectriaceae
Exons: 4
Coding region: 1-2664 (887 amino acids)
Molecular function (GO): protein binding
Source: RefSeq, a predicted model, not a curated record
AUGGAAGCAAUCGGCGCGGGUGCCAGCACGCUGGCCUUUGUCCUCUUAGCCCUCAAGUCAGCCAAGAUCAUCAAUGAGUCACUCUCGUCCAUCAAAGAUGCGCCAAGGAUAGUCUCCGAGUUGUUAAAAGACAUAGAAUACUUGCAGUCCGUUCUCGGGCGUAUAUCUGGUAGCUCGCUGCGACACGCGCCGACAAGCACAAUUGAGUCAUUAAAUGACAUUCUUCAGGCGUGCACAGCAGAGCUGUCAAGCAUAGAAUGCCGACUCGCCAAAUUCUCUACAAGCUCUGGCAGCAGACGUUCAAGUCGCAUGUACAAGGGCGUUCUCGCAUAUGUUAAAAAAGAGGACUUGGAGAAUGCGCGAGGGAGGAUCAGAGACAAGUCGACGCAAAUAAACCUUUACCUCAGCCUUCUUCAGGCGCAAUCGCUUUUGCAAGUAUCAUCAAGGAUAGAUACCCACGCAACAGCGACGGCCAAUAUUCUGGAACAGAUACUUGGAGAGGUGUCUAAACUUCAUACAAGACUUGAUCAGGAUGCUGCAGCCGGUGAGGCUGAGAAGCUUCCGGCAACCGCAGACGAUGGAGAUACUAUAGAUAUCGCAAUAGCUGGUCGUCUGGGUGCCAUGGCACUUUGUUCUGAGCUGGAAUCUAGCAUAUCUCGCCUUUCUACGCUCAUAGACCAUGACGGCCUGACUUUGGACGCCGACGAUGCUGAGCAGAUCAUUGACGACUUGCGGAAAUUUGUUGUUAUUGCCAAGGAGAGGUCGGUUGAAAAAUCUAAACUUAGUAGCAACUCCACUAGCUACAAUGCCGUCACAGAAGAUGAUUCGAUGGCGUUAGGUAGAGAUCUGAAGCUGAUAGAGGGACUGAUUCUUUCUGCCCCUAUCAUUGCAAUCAAUCAAUCUGUCUCUGGUUCCCGAAGGCUUCGUUCUCAGCUACCGCAUGGCACCAUCAUCAAGCAAAAGCGGAUAAGAGAGGAGAUCGAUGUUGACCAUGGCUAUCUCACGAUCUCAACUAACAAGAGGAGAAGGAUAUGUACUGGAGGUUCCGACUCAUCUGGAAGUGUCAACACCUUUCGAGAUGUCGUUGCUAACAUCGUGUUCCGCCCGUCGAAUUCUCCCUGGAUGUUUUCCGUCUCGCUUUCCCAAGGGCAACUUUUCGAUCGGAGCAUCCAAAGUAUCCCGCGAAUUUCUGUCUGUCGCAUAGUCCCGAACGACUCGCUUGUCUUUACUCUGGUGAAAGAGGGCUCCCUCAAGGAGUUCAUGACCAUGCUGCAGGAGGGUAAAGCAAGCCUACGCGAUCACGACGAGCAGGGUAUGCCGCUUCUGCAUUAUGCAGCUACGGCGAGUGUGGAGAUGUGUAAAUUCUUGAUCGAAUCUGGAGCAGAUGUGGAUGAGAUGGGCGAACAUACGGGAACCGCCCUCUCGCGUAUAGCAGGGCUGGACCGGCAUGAUACAACACUAGUACUACUCGAGAACAUGGCUGAUCCCACGUUGUCAUACCCGGGAUGGGAUAACCCAUUAUCCACGGCUUGUAAUCUGGAUCUUCCAUCUGCAGAGCUCUUCCUCAAACAUGGGGGGCACUUCACGAUGCAUGAUCUAGAAAGCUUCGACCUGAAUGGAAGGACGAGACUUCACCAAGUUUGUAUGGCAGAAAGCAGAGCAACGAGCAAGAAGAAAGCAGUUGCUAUGCUGGCAGCGGCUGGGGCCAACCUUGUCGCUCGUGUGGCAAAGUCAUGGUCUCCAGACGAUCACCAGACGUUAGGGUUCACGUGCCUGCACAGUCUUGUUUACAAAGCUCAUCGAAGCAGGGACCGAGACGAGCUGGAAGCCCUGGUCUUCUUGAUUCAAAAAGGAGCAGACAUCCUUGAGAUUGAUCACCAUCAGCACAGCGUUUCAAUGCGUGCAUAUCUACCUAAUGAUGGCGAUAAUCAGUAUUCGUCAAAAGGAUCUUACAGAGGUGAUCUUUGGGAUGCUGCUCUUACGAUAUGCGGCUAUGAUAUUAGCCCACAUCGAGAUGCAUAUCCUAGAGUGCCCAGGUAUAACAGGAGCUACAGAAGGAAAGACUUUGAGAGGUUAUGGGAGGGUCAUGAAGCUCUUUGUCCGUAUUGGAACGACGAGCGAUAUCCGGAAACAGGCGGUGCCGAUGACUACUGGAAACAACCUGUGAGACGCUGCGAGCAUAUCGCAUGUUUAGAUUGUGAAGAACUUCCGUCACAGACUGAUGAGCAUGAGGUGGAGCCGAAAAAAAGAGACGCCGAUGUCCCAGGCUACGCCCAAGCUAUAUAUCGUGAAUGGUUCUUAGCUCGCAGUCCGGAGUCUAACCCUACCCAUAUGCCUUAUAUAGAUCACAUUUCGGACCAUGAGGAAUUUGAUGACUAUGCAGAGGGGGAGAGUUCAUACCCUGAUAUUUUUGAGGAGGAAGAGAGGGAAUCGGAUGAGGAUAUUGACUCUGAUGGUGGUGUUCGGUUUUACGAUGAGAUGAACGCUCUUUCACCGCCCAGCAGUGAAGACGGGGAAGCAGCUUAUGAGAGACUAGUUGCUCCAUAUCAGCUUGAAGAGAGGGAGAUUGACGACUACCCUGAUUUUGUCGAUAGAUGGCUUGAGCACUAUAUCCGAGCGGCUGAAGAAGAAUAUGAAGAAGAGGAUGAGGAGAUGUUGAAUUGA